Molecule: messenger RNA, 195 nt
Organism: Penicillium coprophilum
Lineage: Eukaryota; Fungi; Ascomycota; Eurotiomycetes; Eurotiales; Aspergillaceae
Exons: 1
Coding region: 1-195 (64 amino acids)
Source: RefSeq, a predicted model, not a curated record
AUGUCUGUGCCUUCUGAGUUUCCAGAGAUCUACACUAUCCCCGUAUCAUCGCCGCUGUUCACUGCGGGAUUUUCGCCUUCUGUGGUUUUGGUGGACCCUCCAGAUACCGAGGGGCUCAUUGAGGCUCUCUGCGAUGUACGAUCCCCUGUUGAUCGCAUUUCUUCGUUUCACAUCUACGUCAAGUGUGGCGACUGA